Molecule: messenger RNA, 5496 nt
Organism: Epinephelus fuscoguttatus (brown-marbled grouper)
Lineage: Eukaryota; Metazoa; Chordata; Actinopteri; Perciformes; Serranidae
Gene: pla2g3
Product: phospholipase A2 group III
Exons: 7
Coding region: 145-1779 (544 amino acids)
Biological process (GO): arachidonate secretion; phospholipid metabolic process
Molecular function (GO): A2-type glycerophospholipase activity
Source: RefSeq, a predicted model, not a curated record
CCGCGUGCCUCCUCCUCCCCCUUUCUCAUUUAAAACCGACCUGGCGCGUGUCACUCUGUCAGUGAGUGGAGGAAUAAUUUAGAUUUAAGCUCCAACAGCCUCUAAAGCUUCUCUCAUUCAGCCGCUUCUCUCCGACGCGCCACCAUGACGCACAUCGCUCCUCUUCUCACUGUCAUUUUAACAUCAUCACUCCUGAGCUGGACACAAGCCUCGAUCCUCUGCACCUGGACUAAAGCUCUGCCUAACAAAGAAGUACACUACAGUUUCCUCUGGAGCGACCCCCGGCAGGCCUCUCCAUCCCUGCGGCUCUACCACAGCGCAUGGUCCGGGGAGCGCGCACUGCUCAGCUGCGCCUGGAGCGACGACGCAGCAGUGAUCCAGAACUAUUUCUCUCUGUGCCGCGAGCAAACGCACAAGUUCUCCGAUCAUCCAGAUGAAUAUCUCGAUGUGGACUCCAUGCUGGAGGCAGAGGAUCGGUGCGUCUCUGUGGCCUCUCCAGGGGUCGAGGAGCCCCGGGAGCGCGCAGGGAAGAGGGCGGUGAGGAGCGUCGGUGGUCACACCGAGACUGAGGAUCAGCAAGGUCACGCUGAGAGGUCAGAGGUCAGGAGCCAUCAGCGCGUGAAGCGUGGGUUCAUUGUGCCAGGGACUCUCUGGUGCGGCUCUGGCAACAAGGCACCUUCAUAUGAAGAUUUGGGAGUUUUUACAGACACUGACGGCUGCUGCCGUGAACACGACCAGUGCAAACACACCAUCCUGUCCUUUCACUCCGAGUUUGGCGUCUUCAACAGCAACAUCUUCACCAUGUCUCACUGUGACUGUGACAACAAGUUUCGUAACUGUCUGAUGGAGGCCAACGAUAGCAUAGCUGACGUAGUGGGAUACACCUUCUUCAACCUGCUGAAGAUGCACUGCUUUGAGUUCUCCCACAGACUCCAGUGUACACAGAGGAACUGGUUUGGCAUGUGUAAAGAGACUAAAAUGGCGCUCUACGCUGAGGUCCAUCCGCCCACGCUGUACGAGUCUCCCAGUCCAACAGAGGUCAGCAUGAACAGCUCCAUCACAAACACCACCACACCCACAGAGCUACUGGAGAGCAGCAAGUCAGACUCCAUCACUGCCGCAGCAUCCACAGUCCCCACUCCUUUAACCAGUUCCCCAUCUACCUCCAUCACCAUCCCCUCCGUCACCAACGUGACCAACUCUACAGGAUCAGCACCUGAGAGCACAGCCGAUCUGGAGAACACGUUACAAACCAAAAAACAAACUGAGCAGGGUGUCACAGAGAAGCAGCUGUCAUGUGCCAUCUACAAAGAUCUGGAUGAGUGCAGAGACAAGAUCCUUCCCCAGCAGAAGAGAUACGGCCUCCAUAACCCAGAGGCCAAGACGCUGUACCACUGCAACUGUACCAGCAGGUUAUUCCAGACUUUGGCUGAGCAGAGACAACUGACCGAAGUACAGGCUUUCCUGCUGGGAUAUGUGUCUCAGUCGUGUUUCCUGCCACAGGACUGCACAGUGGGAAAUAUCUGUACAGCAGCUCUGGUGAGAGCAGAUCUUCCUCAGCUGGAGCAGAGCAGCAGAGCUGACAUGGAGGAGCAGCGCCAUCUACAGGCCAUCAAACUGAAGGUCAGGAGGCCAAACAACAGGAGAGCCAAGAGGAAAGACAGAGCUGUCAGACUCCACAAACUGUGUCUCAGGAUGGUCCGGCCCAAACUCAGCCAGAACAAGAGCAGGACACACAAGCAGGAUCGGCCAGCUGCAAGAGGAAGAGCGCUCGUCUGAGUGCGAAUACUAUGGAGGCUCAAAGUGGUCAAUAUUACAGAGACUAUUUCAGGUCAUUUUCUUUUUGUUCCAGCACUUUCUAUGUCAGAUUUUCCCUCCUUCAAAAUCCGUUUUUAUCUCACAACAUCUCACAAAGGACAACAUGUUCAAAUAGAAAACCCAAAAACAAACUUAAGAUUAUAAAUUAAAUAAACAGAAACUGCUGGGUUAUCAUAAAAAACACCUGCAAUAAACUCAGUGAAAAGAGUCAUAAUAAUGAGCUGAGUUUUAAAACAUCUUGAAACAUGUCUUUAUCUGCAUGUAUUUUCUGAUGUAGUAGUGACCACUUUGGGUCCCCAUUAAAAACUGUAGUACUGUGUAUCCCAGAGAUGGGGACUCGAGUCACAUGACUUGGACAUGAGUCAGACUUGAGUCACAAAUUUGAUGACUUUAGACUUAAAUUCACAAAAAAGGACUUGCAACUUGACUUGGGCUAUAACACCAGUGACUCGUGACCUCACUUGCACUUGAGCCUUUUGACUUACAAAUACAUGAUACCCUCUCCUAAGCCCCAAAGAUGAAAAAGCAUGUUCAUUUCUGGAAUUAAUUAAAUAACAUGAACACUAUUCGGUCCGACAUUAUCCAGUCAAGUUGCAGGAGAGAACUGUGAAGAACUUUCGUUACAUAACUGAAGGCCUGUAGGAAAACAUUAUACCAAAGAUAAUUUCAUUCAAGUCCAAAAACUAGUCGGUGGUCAACAGAAAACAAUUUGCAGUUUGCAAAGCAUGCGGGUUAAAAGUUACUGAUGGAGAUGCAACGACUUCCAACUAACUACAACUUUUAUAUAACAAUCGUUUUGUAUUAUAACUCCGUAAUUGAAAUAGUAUGAAGUUUGGUAAGGCGUGCAUAACUCAAAGUUUAUGACUUAGGACUUGACUCCAGGCUUGUCUGUCUUGACUUGGGACUUGUGAGCAAAAACUUGAGAGUUAAUUGUGACUUGCAAAACAACGACUUGGUCCCACUUCUGGUUUAUAGAGUUCCCCAGGGAUUCCUGAGGACUCAUUCCUGGGAUGCUCUAUUCAUAUUGUCUACAUCAGAAAUGUAGUGGAACUCAGUUUUGACCAAAUUAUUAUUCAUAUUUUUGGGAUAAAGACAAAAGGAACCUUUUCCUGAAGUAUAACAAACCCUUUUCACAGCAGAUGUUUUGACGAGUCAUAGAAGCAACAGCACAGGUAUGACAGGCAUCGUUAAAGUAAUUAGUUACACCUGUGCUUCCACAUUAGCAUGGCUCCAGUGAUGGUCGUUGGCCUGUCUGUCCAGACUGAAAUAUUUACAAUUGGAUUGAUUGUCAUGAUAUUUAAUCCAGACAAUCAUGUUCCACUUUCGAUAAACUGUAACAAAUUUAGUCCCUUAAAUUUCAAAAUGUCUGCCUUGACAAGGGUCUAUUGAGUUUGAUAUUGGUGGCACUUUUCUCUGAGAUAAUGACUGACAGGAGGUAAUUUACCUGCGUUUUAAUGCACCUCUGCAUCAGUAGUCUCCGCUCUAAUUAAACCCUACGAGUCACUGUUAUUGAGGUUUCAGUACUCAGUGUGGAUGUAAAUAUUGUGUUGUAUCAGUUGUAGAUAGUUACGAGUUAUGGUAUUAGCUCAGCUGAGUUAAAAUAAAUAAAUGUAAAUAUCUGUAUAUAAUGUGAAAUAUUUGGUUUAUGAUGUGAGAAGGAAUGACUGAUUACAUUUAAAGGAAUAGUUUGACAUUUUGGGAUUUUGGUUUCUUUCUGAGAGUGAGAUGAUCAGGAUUAUGUCUGAUGUCUGUACGGUAAAUGUAAAGCUAGCCGGUUAGCCUAGCUUAGCAUAAAGACUGUAAAAAAUCAAACCACCAGCCCAUCUUGAAAACAGCAAAUUGUUGUUUUUACUCUGUUUUUAUGUAUGGAUUAUGUUGAUGUCUGUACAGAAUCCAUCCAGUUAGCCUAGCUUAGCAUAAAGACGAGGCCAAACAUCAACCUUGGCUUGUAUGACAGCAAAUUUGUUGUUUUUACCCUGUUUUUAUGUACAGAUUAUGUCUGAUGUCUGUAUGAUAAAUGUUAAGCUAUCAGGUUAGCCUAGCUUAGCAUAAAGACUGUAAAUGAGCAAACCACUGCCAGCCCAGCUUGUAAAACAGAAAAAUGUUGUUUUUACCCCCCGGUUUUUGUAUGAAUUAUGUCUGACAUCUGUAUAGGUAAUAUGAAUCCACCCAGUUAGCCUAGUUUAGCAUAAAUACUGUAAACAAGACCAAACAUCAAGCCUGGCUUGUGAAAUUUGUUGUUUUUACUCGUUGUUUUGGAUUGUGUCUAAUGUCUAUGUGUCAAAUAUAAAAAAAUAGCUGUUUAGCCUAGCUUAGUAUAAACAGUGAAAGGAGGAGAAAAAAAACCUAGCUUAUACAAAGACUAAAUGUAUUUUUUUUUUUGUCUAGGUAAUAACCCACAAGUUGUUGUUUUUACACAACAAGAUAUAAUUGAAAAGUGAAAAGUUUCUGGUGAUGGGUUUUAUUACCUUUGGACAGAGCUAGGCUAGCUGUUUCCCCCUGUUUACAGCUUUUAAGCUAAGCUAAGCUAAUGUCUCCUGAGUGUAGCUUCCAACUAAGAAAGUGGCAGACGUUUUUGGGAAAUAUAUUGUCUGCUUUUUUGCUGAGAGUUACAUGAGAAAAGUACAAAAAGUACAAGCACUUAUCUUUGUAGUGAAUAUCAAGCUACAGUCAAGAGAUGGUUAGCUUAGCUGAGCAUAUAGACUGGAAAUGGGGGUAAACUGCUAGCCUGGGUCUUACCAUUGGUAAAAAUCACCUCCAAAGCUCAUAUUUGUUUAAUCUGUACAGAACAAGAAGGAUAAAAACUACAGUACAAUUGCUGUAGGCUAAUUAAGACAGAGCUAGGCUAGCUGUUUCGGGGUUCCCCCGUUUACAGCCUUCAAGCUAAGCUAAGCUAAUGUCUCCUGAGUGUAGCUUCCACCUUAAAAAGUAAAGCAGACAUUUUGGGGAACUUUUGUCUGCUUUUUUGCUUAGAGUUAGAUGAAAAGGCAGAUACAAUGCUUUUAUUUGUAGUAUAUGAAGCUACAGUCAAGAGAUGUUUAGCUUAGUUUAGCUUAGCUCAGCAUAAAGACUGUAAAUGGAUGUAAACAGCUAGCCUGGCUCUGACCAGUGGUAAAAAAAAAUCACCUCCAAAGCUCAUGUUUGUUUCAUCUGUACAAAACAAGAAGGAUGAAACUACAGUUCAAUUGCUGUAGGCUAAUUAAGACAUAGCUAGGCUAGCCUUUAAGCUAGGCUAAGCUAAUGUCUCCUGAGUGUAGCUUCCACCUAAGAAAGUGAGAGAGACAUUUUUGGGAAAUGUAUUGUCUGCUUUUUGCUGAGAGUUAGAUGACAACACUUAAGUUUGUAGUGAAUAUGAAGCUACAGUCAAGAAAUGGUUAGCUUAGCUUAACAUAAAGACUGUAAAUGGGUGUAAAAAGCUAGCCUGGUUCUGACCAGUGGUAAAAAUCACGUCCAAAACAAAAAGAAUAAAACUGCUGUAGGCUAAUUACAGCAGAGCCAGGCUAGCUGUUUCCCUGUUUUCAGUAUUUAUGCUAAGCUAAGCUAACCUGACUUUAGCUUCAUAUUUCAGACAAAUACCAAUGUGGUACACUGUCAUUUUUUUCCCAUUAUCUCCCAAAAUGUUGAACUAUGUAUUUUAAAUAUAAAAGAGAAAUGUUACAUGAGUCUAAUUAUUUAUUG